Molecule: messenger RNA, 2666 nt
Organism: Musa acuminata subsp. malaccensis (wild Malaysian banana)
Lineage: Eukaryota; Viridiplantae; Streptophyta; Magnoliopsida; Zingiberales; Musaceae
Source: RefSeq, a predicted model, not a curated record
CCUGUAAAUCUUUCGAAACAUUGAUCUUACUAAAAAAACAAAACUACAAUAAUCUUAUUUUUAAAAAAAGCUACGGACAGUCCUCUAGAACACUAAUAAUGCCAAUGAGGCUAACUUCUACAAAAAGUUCAUUUGUGAAUGCAACUGAAAAGCAACACACAAAGGUGAAAAUAUAGAUCCUACUAUCAAAUGUAUGAAGAAAGAGCAGUCUAUAAUGUUUGAAAUUUCACAUAAUGCUGACAGGUAGCAUUUAACUCUGGCAAGAUAAAGGAGAGAGAUCCAUUUACUAACCGCCACCUAUUGAAGAAUUGCCAUUUUUCGUACAACUUGUUUCUGUUGGAAAUUGUUGCAAUGGCAGGCUUCCGACUUCAUUCUAUCUUGCUAAUAUUGGUAUCAUGGAUGUUAGACCUUAUGUGUUCUGUGGUUCUCAAGCAGAUAGCUUAUUUCAUCUGUUCUCCGACUGCCAGUUUGCUCAUUCUGUUUUCUCUAUCCUAAAGCACAAGUUGGAUAUUUCAUUUAGAUUUUAUGAUCAAUGGCAUAUUGGAUCUUGGCAUAGGGAAGGAUUCGAUUUGGGUAAACAAUCUUGUUUAACCCUUAGAGCCCUUAUUGCUUAUGCCUUUUGGAUGAUCUGGAAGGCCCGCAAUGAUGUCCUCUUUAGUGGUAAACUGGUUGCCCCUUGCAGCGUAUUCUGCAAGGUGGUAGCAUGUGUUGCUACACAUUCUGUUUGGAUCCCGCCUGAGAGCACCCCCGGCCCUCCUAACCAGAUUUUGGUUGUGUGGAGCCCGCCGAAUGUGGGUUGGUGUAAAUUGAAUGUGGAUGGAGCUUAUUGUAAGGAUUCUGGUCUAGGGGGUACGGGUUAUUUAAUCCAAAAUGACGCUGGUGAGUGUCUUGCUGCAGGGUGCAGGUUUUUGGAGAACAAGGACAGUCUUUAUGCGGAGAUGUUUGUCGUACUGGAGGGCCUUCGGCAUACUGCUGAUGAAGGGGUGAAAUCUAUUGUUGUUAGUCGGACUCAGCUAUCAUCAUCAAAACCCUCAACAAGGGAUCCCAACCACCUAGGAACCUAAUUAAUGUUGUCAGUGAUGUGUGACAUAUUUUGGAGUCCUUCCAUAAUUUUAAAGUUGUUCAUGUAUUCGGGGAAGGAAACAAGUGUGUAGAUUGGUUGGCCACUUGGGUGCGGUCAACUAAAAACUCUUUUUUGUGGAGAGAUCAUGGCCAGAUCCUUUUGCUGCAUUUUGAGUGCUGAUUUUUCUAUCACUGGUUGUAUUUGCUCCAUUUAAGCUAAUAUAGUAUUAUUUUUGGAAAAAAAUAAUAAUAAUUUGCCAUUCCAAUGAUCCAGAGUAAUAAUAGGCUGUGGCAUGACCAAUUACUUCCACUAAAUUUCAAUUUAUGUUAUCAUUUCAUAUAGAAAAGGAGUAAUUUCUGCACUUAAAGGUGGUCCUCUGAAAAUUUGGGAUAGCGCACUGUGGCCCCACAUCAGAAAAGCUGAUAAAACGAUACAUAGCCAGUAUCUUUUAACCAUGUGAUUAAUUUCCUGAAAUUAGCCACCAUACAGAAAAUCCAAACUUUUGUUUCUAAAAGGUUCAAGUACUAUGUGAUUAAUUUCCUGAAAUUAGCCACCGUACAGAAAAUCCAAACUUUAGUUUCCAAAAGGUUAUGGUACUUAUGUGGCUUUCCAUCCACAUACAGAGAUCCCAAACUUUGGUUUCUAAAAGGUUCUGGUAAUUAACUAAUUAUGUGGCUUUUCAAGCACAUUAUCCCUUCCAAGCCACAAAUGGUUACAUUGAAACUAAGAACUAAAGGCAGUUAAAUUCUAUCAACCAAACUGAUUCUAGUAAAGAACUGAACCGGUCAGUCUAAUUUAAGUCGUAGUAGUAAUUCUUCACAACCUGAAAACCAUAAAAGAUGUAGGACUUACUGAAUCUUUUUGUUGCAGUAUCAUAGAAGACUCAAUAAGGGAGCACAUUCAUCAAAGUGAAUAUUUCUCAGAAGCUCCAAGUAGAUGGUCACAUGAUACAUGAGCAAAAUAAUUAUCAUUGUUGCAGUAUCCCAAAGGACCCAAUUAUGGAGCACAUUUGUCAAUACAUAUAUUCUCAGAACCAACAAGUAGAUGGUCCAUGAUACAUGAGUAAAAAUGUUCUCACUACUACUGUCGGUAAGAAAUGGUUUUCACUACAUUACAAGACAUAAAACAAGAAGCAACUAUAUUUUAAGGAUUUUAAAACAUCAAACACUCUGCUUUGCAUAUCAUCAAGAAACUACAACGAAGAUCCUAUUCACGAGCAAUAAGUUGCCUGACACUAAUGCUAAAGUUCAUCAUGCUCUUGGUGUUCAAUGUCAAAGCAGACCUACAUUCUUAAGCUCCCAUUUUCCAUGAUUAGGACGAUUUGAUCCAUGUUCUCAAACUUAUUUAUAAAAGCAUAUACACCUAUGAUUAUGACAUACUUAUCUACAGUGUCAUGCUACGGUAUUAUUCGAAUAAAAUUAUAAAUUGCAUGCUACAAAUUUACCGGUGGACAGAACAUUUAGCGACAGAUAUAACUUCAAAAGAGAGAUUUCACAGAGAUACUUCACGAUCUUCCUAUAGAAAGCAUCCGAACAUGAAUCAUGGCAAACAAGGAACAGAGAAAGGGAUAAUUUGCACAAAAACAAGCAAGACGAGUACUUCA